This is a messenger RNA of Musa acuminata subsp. malaccensis (wild Malaysian banana), 2150 nucleotides long. Its product is annotated as very-long-chain aldehyde decarbonylase GL1-2. Gene Ontology annotation, biological process: sterol biosynthetic process. Gene Ontology annotation, cellular component: endoplasmic reticulum membrane. Gene Ontology annotation, molecular function: iron ion binding; C-4 methylsterol oxidase activity. The record is from RefSeq and is a predicted model, not a curated record. Lineage: Eukaryota; Viridiplantae; Streptophyta; Magnoliopsida; Zingiberales; Musaceae.
AUCAUCACACGUCGCAUGUGAGAGAGAGAAGGACGAAAAUUUCGAUAUCUCUCCAGGGCCAUCCAUCCAUCUCUCUCUCUCUCUCUCUCUCUUCUUUGCUGCAGAGGAAAUGGCUGCUCCUUUGUCUUCCUGGCCCUGGGCGAGCUUGGGAAUCUACAAGUAUGUGUUAUGUGGACCUCUUGUCGCCAUCGCUGCCCGCGAAUGGAGGGAUGGGAGAGCAGGCGGGUGGUGGCUGCAUCUUCUGCUACUCUUCGUCCUCAGAAGCCUCACGUACCAGCUAUGGUACUCCUUCGCCAACAUGCUCUUCCUCACCCGGACGCGUCGGGUGAUCAAAGACGGCGUCGAGUUCAAGCAGAUCGACAGUGAGUGGGACUGGGAUAACUUCCUCAUCCUCCAAGCUCUCCUCGGAUCCGUCGUCUUGUGUCGUGCUCCAUCCUUCGAAGACCUCCCUCUUCUGCAGCUCAAGGGGUGCGUCAUCGCUCUGGUCCUCCAUGUGGGGGUCUCCGAGCCUUUGUUCUAUAUGGCGCACAGGUGCUUCCACAGAGGCUACCUCUUCACCCACUACCACUCCAUCCACCACUCCUCGCCGGUGCCUCAGCCCAUUACAGCCGGGUUUGGCACGCUAUUGGAGAACCUCGUCCUGAGUGCGGCGAUGGCGGCGCCGCUGCUUGGGCCGUUCGCCACGGGGCAUGGCUCCGCGAGCUUGGCGUAUGGCUACGUCCUCGUCUUCGACUUCCUGCGGUGCAUGGGAUACAGCAACGUGGAGGUGUUGCCUUCCAGGCUCUUCGAGGCCCUACCCGCCCUCAGAUACCUUCUCUACUCCCCUACGUAUCUGAGUCUCCACCACAAGGAGAAGAACUGCAACUUCUGCCUUUUCAUGCCUCUGUUUGAUUUCCUGGGGAAGACAGCAAACAACAAGUCAUGGGACUUGCAGAAGGAGAUCAGCUCAGGGAAGAAGGACCGAGCACCUGACUUUGUCUUCCUCGCGCACGUAAUCGAUGUCUUCUCUUCCAUGCACGUACCCUUCGUGUUCCGAUCCCUCUCCUCGAUGCCCUUCAUCAACUACAUCUUUUUGCCGGUGUUUUGGCCGAUCGCGUUCCUGUUUAUGCUCUUCCAGUGGGCGUUCUCCAAGACCUUCUUGCUCUCAUUCUACACCCUAAGAGGUCGUCUGCACCAGACAUGGAUAGUCCCCAGAUACGGGUUUCAGUACUUCUUGCCAUUCGCCAGAGAGGGCAUCAAUGAUCAGAUCGAGCUCGCAAUACUGAGAGCUGACAAGCUGGGCGUGAAGGUCCUCAGUCUUGCAGCAUUGAACAAGAACGAAUCACUUAAUGGUGGUGGCACGUUGUUCAUUAGCAAGCAUCCUGAUCUGAGAGUUCGAGUUGUCCAUGGCAACACCCUGACGGCAGCCAUCAUCCUCAACGAGAUCCCCAUGGAUGUGAAAGAGGUGUUCUUGACAGGGGCUACAUCGAAGCUGGGAAGAGCCAUUGCGCUCUAUCUCUGCAGGAAGAACAUCCGAGUCCUGAUGCUGACUCUAUCGACUGAGAGGUUUGUCAAGAUCCAGAAGGAGGUCCCAGCAGACUACCAGCACCAUCUGGUUCAAGUCACCAAGUAUCAAGCGGCACAAAAUUGCAAGACAUGGAUCGUUGGGAAGUGGCUGUUGCUGAGGGAGCAGCGGUGGGCACCGCCCGGCACACACUUCCACCAGUUCGUGGUGCCUCCGGUCAUCGGCUUCAGGCGGGACUGCACCUAUGGGAAUCUGGCCGCCAUGAGGCUUCCCAAGGAUGUCCAGGGACUUGGAUCCUGCGAGUACACUAUGGAGCGGGGCAUCGUGCACGCCUGCCAUGCCGGAGGCAUCGUCCAUUGCCUGGAAGGUUGGACGCAUCAUGAGGUCGGAGCCAUUGACGUUGACCGCAUCGAUGUGGUGUGGAACGCCGCAUUGAAGCAUGGCCUGCAACCAGUUUGACACAUGGAACUCAUCAUACAUAUUACAGUAUUCCUUGCUCAAGAUACAACAAGUCUAUAUAUGUAUGCAUAUAUCUAUGGCUUUCACAUAGAAAAAUCUGAAACAACAUAGUGUAAUUCUUUUUCAUGUUGGUGUGAGACUAAUCAUAAUAAUAGCAAGAAGACACUGCCUGGUCAUUAAGUUAAAA